Apiotrichum porosum is the source of this 165-nucleotide messenger RNA. RefSeq lists its product as uncharacterized. The transcript has 2 exons. Lineage: Eukaryota; Fungi; Basidiomycota; Tremellomycetes; Trichosporonales; Trichosporonaceae. The record is from RefSeq and is a predicted model, not a curated record. The coding region runs from base 1 to 165 and encodes 54 amino acids.
AUGCCCACGAGGGUCAACGAGAUGGACACCCCAGCGCACCCGGUCAACAAGGUGGUUACGGGUGCCGGUGGCAAGGUCCUUGCCGAGCACUACAAGUCAAGUGGUGAUGAGGCUGCCGACACUCUUGCGUUCCUCCACCUCCUUGGCCAGCUGAAGGCAAGUUGA